CUGUUCAUCGGGGCAGCUUUAACCACGCUCCAAAUCUGAGGAUUAUAUUCCUGAAAUCUGGAUUUGUGCUGCAGCACAUGGGUCUAACAGCUGGUCGGUAUGUUACGCAAUGCCAAUCCGAUCCCAGCGCCGUGCGCCGGUUCAAAGCAGGAGGUGCCCGAACGUGAGCGCGCAUGGUGUCCCCGCAUGUGACGUAACAACUUGACGCUAGUGGUUUCCUGUGCGGGGAGUGGGCGCUCGUCGGACUCGUAUGGGCACGGAGAGUCACAGCUCUGGAUUGUUUUGUUAGAUCACUUGUUCAGAAGAGUCCCGGGGGGGUCGACUUAACGACGGAUCUCCUCUGAGGUAGCGAUAUGUCCGGGGAUCACGAGGAAACACAGACGGCCGAGGAGAUGCAGGUGGACGGAAAGGGUGUUCAAGACAAGAUGAUCAAUCCUGAGAAGUCAGAAGAGGCCAAACUGAAGGCCAGAUACCCAAAUUUAGGAAACAAACCCGGGGGCUCUGACCUGCUUCGCAAACGCCUCCAAAAAGGACAAAAGUACUUUGACUCCGGCGACUACAACAUGGCCAAAGCCAAGAUAAAGAACAAGCAGCUGCCGACAGCUGCUGCGCCGGAGAAGACGGAGAUCACAGGGGACCACAUCCCGACCCCCCAGGACCUGCCCCAGAGGAAACCCUCUCUGGUCGCCAGUAAACUGGCCGGCUGAUGCGCGCACACACAGCCUCGACAGCCCCUGCAGCACCUCCCGGCCUUUACCCUUUCUACUCAAGUCUCAGAGCCGUAACACUACCUCUCCCGUCCCUCAUGGUACCUGCCCCCUGUCACCCCCUCCCCCCAUUCCUUCCCUUUCUCUUUUAUCUUGGUUGGUUUCCCCUGGUUACUUCUCCAAACUGACUGUUCCCCUGCUGCCUCUGUCUGUUGGUGUUUUCCAUGUUCCUUUUUUUAUUUUCUCAUCGCUUCAAUACGAGAUACACUGAGAGGCGGAACAUUCAAGUGUGAUGAGGGGAUUGUGGCGCUUCCGUACGACUCGUGGACCACUCAUACCGUGGUGUUUACCGGCUGAAGAGAGGAAUGGUUAGAGGGCUUUAGUAUGCUCAUGCCUCAGUUAGGAAGUGUGUGUAUAUAUACGUACAUAUAUAUAUUUCCUUUUUGCUUGGCACAAGGGCAGAUGUCAGCCUUUUUAGAAUGUUUUACGUCCAAUCUGUAUUAGUUGCUGUAUGCCCUAAUCGUAAAUGAUUCUUUGGAAAUGCUUCUUACUCAAUAAAUAUGGUAAUCCUGUGCGGAG
Gasterosteus aculeatus aculeatus (three-spined stickleback) is the source of this 1286-nucleotide messenger RNA. RefSeq names its product cAMP-regulated phosphoprotein 19a (gene arpp19a). Gene Ontology annotation, cellular component: cytoplasm. Lineage: Eukaryota; Metazoa; Chordata; Actinopteri; Perciformes; Gasterosteidae. The record is from RefSeq and is a predicted model, not a curated record. Gene Ontology annotation, molecular function: protein phosphatase inhibitor activity.